AAUACGCAUUUCAUUCUUAAGUCACGAAGGACACGUUCAAUCCACAACAGGCAACAGGACGUCGCUACAAUACUAAAGACCGUUGAAAUUCGAUUAGUAUGUAUGUAGCUUUGCCUUCAGCACGUUAAAGCCUGUCACGGCUAGCGAGUGUUACAUAAGCAGACGUUAAGAACUUAAGUGUAAUUCCUGUCUGGUUUCUACUGAGCACUCAAAAUGGGGCUUAAACGUCGUAACAUCAUCAUCAUCGCAGUGGUCGUCAUCGUUGUGCUCAUUGCCAUUGCACUAGGUCUAGGUCUAGGUCUAGGAUUGGCCAAGAGCAAGGACGAGAAAACUAGUGACGAGAAACCAGCCAAUCAUGAAGGGCCUUAUGAGCAUGCAGUCGUCGCGAGUGAUUCCGGCGAUUGUUCGGAGGUUGGUCGGGAUUUUCUUCGUAAGGGUGGAUCCGCAGUCGAUUCUGCGGUAGCCACUAUGUUUUGCAUUGGACUUCGUAACAUGCAUUCUAGUGGGAUCGGAGGCGGUGGCUUCAUGUUAGUCUAUGAGAAAGGAAAGAAACAGGCUCACGUGAUUGACUUUCGUGAGGUUGCGCCCGCGGCUGCAACUACUAACAUGUACGUCAAUCAAAGUGAAAAGGCGAUAAACGGGGCGUUAGCUGCCGGCGUCCCUGGUGAAGUCAAAGGAAUGUACACUGCAUGGCACCGGUUUGGGAAGCUCCCCUGGAAGGACCUUAUUCAACCUGCUAUCGAUCUGGCAACUAAUGGCUUCAAGAUCGGCAAACCACUACACGAGGCUAUAAAGAGGAAAGCACAGCUUAUCAAGAAUGAUCCUGGGCUUAGUGAUAUUCUGAUGGAAAAUGGGGAACUGAAAUCCGAGGGCGACAUCAUCAAGAACCCCGAACUAGCUGCAACACUGACUAAGAUCCAACAGGACCCCCAUUCCUUCUACAACGGGUCCUUAGCGAAGGAUAUCGCUAAAGACAUAAAAGACGCUGGCGGUAUAAUUACAGAGGAGGAUUUGAAAAACUACAAAGCGGGGACAUCAAAAGCGGCCAUUAAGAAUGAGUUGAGGGAUCUGACAUGGUACACUGUCCCACCCCCCUCGGGUGGUGCUGUUGUUACACUUAUUCUGAACAUCUUGAAAGGUUAUAAUCUGAGUCCCAGUGAUCGUGCCAAUGAUAGCAUCUCAGUACUCACUUACCAUAAGAUUGUCGAGGCUUUCAAGUUUGCCUUUGCCCGCCGGUCACAACUUGGGGAUCCAGACUUUGAAAACAUAACACGGCUCGUCAAGAACAUGACAAGUCCCGCGUACGCAGAGGCUCUUCGUCGCCUCAUCUGGAACAAUAGAACUCACAACUUCACGUACUACGGGGAAGAGACGUUGAUAGGGAAUGACGGUGGCACGUCACAUCUGUCGAUAUUAGCUGCUAACGGCGACGCUGUUAGUGUUACGAGUUCAGUCAACUAUCUACUCGGCGCUGUAUAUCGUUCAAACCGAACGGGAAUAAUAUACAAUAAUGGCAUGGAUGACUUUGGGAUACCUGGUCAAAACAAUAUCUACGGCCUCCCCCCGACACCGGUGAAUUUCAUCAAGCCUGGCAAGAGAGCUCAGUCAUCUAUGAGCCCUGUUAUAUUCACCAAUAGACAGGGGGAGGUAGUGUUUGUAGCAGGCGCCUCAGGAGGACCACGGAUUAUAUCAUCUAUAUGUCUGGUAUUCAUGAGUAAAAUGUGGUUCAAUAAAACCCUCCUAACAUCAGUCAAGGAACCUCGUUUGCAUCAUCAAUGGAUUCCAAACGAAAUAAACAUCGAGACCGUAGACCCUUACAUCUUACGCCAACCCAUCCAAGAUGGCCUAAAAGCUCUUGGGCAUCGAAUCGUGAAAAAAUCGUACGCAGUAGUACAAGCGAUUAAUAGGGAAGUGGAUGGACGUAUAUACGGUGUGUCCGACCCUCGUAAAUACUCCUGGGCGGCAGGAUAUUAGUAUCAAUCCUUAUUAACAAAUAAGGGGGUGAGGGGUGAGUAGGGGACUAGCGAAUGAAAGGGAAGAAUGAAUCAAAAAAGGUUGUAUGGUAAAAUUUCACCAGUCAUUCCCUUGAAUAUUAUGUCUUUGUUUAUAGGAUGAUUUUUUAUGUGUAUCAUUCAUUCCCUUGAGUAUCAUGUCUUUGUUUAUAGGAUGUUUCAUGUACACGGAUAAUAUCAGAGCACCACCCAUUUCAUUGAAUAUUAUGGCUUUGCUAAUCGCUACUUGGAACCAUUUUCCCAAGCAAACUAAAAUACAGAAUCUGCCCCUAAUAUAAAAGGAAAGCAUUACUUCUUAGCUUCUUUACCAUUUAUUAAACCUUUCAGAUCUAUAA
Messenger RNA from Actinia tenebrosa (Australian red waratah sea anemone), 2347 nucleotides. Its product is annotated as glutathione hydrolase 1 proenzyme. Gene Ontology annotation, biological process: glutathione catabolic process. Gene Ontology annotation, molecular function: glutathione gamma-glutamate hydrolase. NCBI's taxonomy places the organism in Eukaryota, Metazoa, Cnidaria, Anthozoa, Actiniaria, Actiniidae. Gene Ontology annotation, cellular component: plasma membrane. The record is from RefSeq and is a predicted model, not a curated record.